GCUUGUCUCUUUAUAUUGAUUUCUAGAGUAUCUUCUGUAAACUUUUACUUGUGUUUCCCUCUUCAAACAUGUCUAACAUCUUACAGAACCCACCAUCUCUCAGACUGUUGUCCUCAAAUUCGAUCCCACGUGACUUGUCAAUAUUAAGCAUUCCUUGUCAAAACCCCUCAAUUUUGAUCUCUAAGAAACUUUCUCGUGGAAAAUUCAUUCUUCCCGGGAAAAUUCAUGGGUUUGAAGGGGGAAAUGGAAUCUUUCAUGCUUGGAGCCAAGAGGGGUCUCUGCAAGAGGUGGAUGAUUCUCCUGUAUCAUUUGAGUUGGAGCCCAUUUACAGUGAGAGCCAGUUUGAUCGUGUGAUAGCAGAGGCACAGCAGCUUGUGGAAUCUUUUAUCAUUGUUUGGAUGGCAAGCUGGUGCAGAAAAUGUAUAUAUUUGAAACCAAAAUUGGAAAAGUUGGCAGCUGAUUACAAUAGAAGAGUGCGGUUUUACUGUGUCAAUGUUAAUAAUAUCCCACGCAAACUUGUUGCUCGUGCAGGAGUUACUAAAAUGCCAACUAUUCAGUUAUGGAAGGAUAGCAAGAAACAGGCAGAAGUGAUUGGUGGUCACAAAGCAUAUUUGGUCAUAAAUGAAGUUCGUGAAAUGAUUGAAAAUGAGGGUACCUUGUGAAUUAUGGUAUCAUUAUCUUUUUGGUCAUCAUUUUUUUAUUUUAAAAAAACAUUGCAUGGAGAAAAGAAGAUUGGCCCAAAUUUUUGCUGAUUUCAGCUAUGUAUAAAUAACCUCAUAUACGGCAAAAAGAAAGAUAAAUUCUGAGGAAUAUACGAUAAUAAAAACAAAAAACAAAAUUUUUGAUGAA
This is a messenger RNA of Populus nigra (black poplar), 849 nucleotides long. Its product is annotated as thioredoxin-like 3-2, chloroplastic. The coding region runs from base 69 to 662 and encodes 197 amino acids. The transcript is spliced from 5 exons. The record is from RefSeq and is a predicted model, not a curated record. Gene Ontology annotation, cellular component: chloroplast stroma. Lineage: Eukaryota; Viridiplantae; Streptophyta; Magnoliopsida; Malpighiales; Salicaceae.